UCACUUCUCACAUUACCAUUUUAAAGUUACUUACUUGUUGCAUACGUGAAAAUGUAGACGAUUUCUGCAUAGUUUUUGCCUUGAAAGGCAUCUUUUAAUCCUUGAUCUCCAGGUGUAAUGUACGGUUUAUUGAAGGGAUAUGUGUCUAGAAAACCAACAGGCGAAGAUAGCAAUGAAGUGAGCGAAGACGAAACAACAGAUCCUGCAACAAGACACUCCGAAGGACUGCGAACUGUUCAGCUACAAAAAAGAAGCGAAAGCUCCAGUUAUGGCCGAUUCUUCUCUUGGGGAAUUGACGGAGUGUCUUAUCUAGGCAACCAAGUUAGAUCGAAAGUAGAUAAAACUUUGUCUUGGUGGUCUAGUUCAGAUACAGAASAAGAAAUCCCAACAAAGAUGGCGACGACAAAACGAAGUGGUCCACGACAGCCAGACGGAACGGUGGUUUAUUCGGUGAGUGGAAAUGAUACUCUCAACAAGAUAGCUUUACUCUUUGAUACUACACCGUCUGAGUUAACAAGAAUGAACAAGCUGACAUCUCGUAUGCUGUACCCAGGACAGGUAAAAUACCAGGAAAUUACCAUAUUAUUAUUAUUAGGGUAA
Molecule: messenger RNA, 600 nt
Organism: Exaiptasia diaphana
Lineage: Eukaryota; Metazoa; Cnidaria; Anthozoa; Actiniaria; Aiptasiidae
Exons: 4
Coding region: 118-600 (160 amino acids)
Source: RefSeq, a predicted model, not a curated record